UUGACACCGGCGCCAUUUUGCUCCUGCUCGCUCUGCUUCCAUUGUGUGAGAGAUAGUAAAUAUCUGACACUGCCACACAACCACAACACACUGAAACGCUGCGAAGCAAAAGCCGAAAAUUCAGCCCCGGUGAAACUUUGUCGUCAUGGCACGUACCAAGCAGACCGCUCGUAAGUCCACUGGAGGAAAAGCUCCUCGUAAGCAGCUGGCCACCAAGGCCGCCCGCAAGAGCGCCCCCUCUACCGGGGGUGUCAAGAAGCCCCAUCGUUACAGGCCCGGUACCGUGGCUCUCAGGGAGAUCCGUCGGUACCAGAAGUCCACAGAGCUGCUGAUCCGUAAGCUGCCGUUCCAGCGCCUGGUGAGGGAGAUCGCUCAGGACUUCAAGACCGACCUGCGCUUCCAGAGCGCUGCCAUCGGAGCUCUGCAGGAGGCCAGCGAGGCCUACCUGGUGGGCCUGUUCGAGGACACCAACCUGUGCGCCAUCCACGCCAAGCGGGUCACCAUCAUGCCCAAAGACAUCCAGCUGGCCCGUCGUAUCCGCGGAGAGCGCGCUUAGACGCUUCUCUGCCCUCCUGUUUUUCUGUCCCUGUCUUCACUGCUUCCUCCCACCCCCAAAUCCCCCACCCAUCACCCCUCUUCCACCUUCCAGCCCUGCCCAACUUCUUAGUAGACUUUAGGCUGAUCCUGAUCAUGAGCAGA
This is a messenger RNA of Poecilia latipinna (sailfin molly), 699 nucleotides long. It is a transcript of the gene h3f3c, whose product is annotated as H3 histone, family 3C. Gene Ontology annotation, molecular function: DNA binding; structural constituent of chromatin; protein heterodimerization activity. Lineage: Eukaryota; Metazoa; Chordata; Actinopteri; Cyprinodontiformes; Poeciliidae. The transcript is spliced from 4 exons. Gene Ontology annotation, cellular component: nucleosome. Bases 146 to 556 code for a protein of 136 amino acids. The record is from RefSeq and is a predicted model, not a curated record.